CAUGAGUUUCCACAAGGAGGACGGAGUGAGCAGCCUGUGCCAGAAGGCGCUGCACAUCGUCACCGAGCUGUGCUUCGCGGGCCAGGUGGAGUGGGAGAAGUGCUCGGGCAUCUUCCCCCGGGACAGGGGCAGCCAGGGCGGAAGCAGCACAGAUAUUUCGGUCAGCUUGUUAGCGGUGGUUGUCAGCUUCUGUGGCCUGGCCUUGUUGGUUGUCUCACUUUUUGUCUUCUGGAAGUUGUGCUGGCCUUGUUGGAAAAGCAAACCUGUGACUUCCAACGUCAGUACCCUUCCACAGAGCAUUUCAAGUGCUCCUACUGAAGUCUUUGAGACCGAAGAGAAAAAAGAAGUUAAAGAAAAUGAAAAGCCAGCUCUAAAAGCUGUUGAGCCUGCUAUAAAAAUCAGCCACACUUCCCCUGAUAUCCCAGCAGAAGUCCAAAAUGCUUUAAAAGAACAUUUAAUUAAACAUGCACGUGUGCAAAGACAAAUUACUGAACCUACAUCCUCAUCCCGCCACAAUUCCUUCAGGAGACACCUACCAAGGCAAAUGCAGGUUUCCAGUGUUGAUUUUAGCAUGGGCACAGAACCAGUUUUACAAAGAGGAGAAACAACAACCAGCAUUGGGAGGAUAAAACCAGAGCUCUACAAACAGAAAUCCGUUGACUCUGAGGGCAACAGGGAAGAAGAUGUCAAAACCUGUGGGAAACUUAACUUCACCCUCCAGUAUGACUAUGAAAAUGAACUUCUGAUUGUUAAAAUUAUCAAAGCCUUAGAUCUCCCUGCUAAAGACUUCACAGGCACUUCUGACCCUUAUGUGAAGAUGUAUCUUCUUCCAGAUAGGAAAAAGAAAUUUCAGACCCGUGUGCACAGAAAGACUUUAAAUCCUCUAUUUGAUGAAACUUUUCAGUUUCCUGUAGCAUAUGAUCAACUAAGCAACCGAAAACUACAUUUCAGUGUAUAUGAUUUUGACAGAUUUUCUAGACAUGACAUGAUUGGGGAAGUGAUUCUUGAUAAUUUGUUUGAAGUCUCUGAUCUCUCCAGGGAAGCCACAGUGUGGAAAGAUAUUCAUUGUGCUACCACAGAAAGUAUAGAUCUUGGUGAAAUCAUGUUCUCCCUUUGUUAUUUGCCAACUGCUGGACGUAUGACAUUGACAGUCAUCAAGUGCAGAAAUCUGAAGGCUAUGGAUAUCACUGGGUCAUCAGAUCCUUAUGUCAAAGUGUCUCUGAUGUGUGAAGGUCGGAGAUUAAAAAAGAGGAAAACAACGACGAAGAAAAACACUCUAAACCCUGUGUACAAUGAGGCUAUUAUUUUCGAUAUCCCUCCAGAGAAUGUGGACCAGGUCAGCCUCUCCAUUGCAGUCAUGGAUUAUGAUAGGGUAGGACACAAUGAGGUCAUAGGAGUGUGUAGAACAGGACUGGACGCUGAGGGUCUUGGGCGAGACCACUGGAAUGAAAUGCUGGCCUAUCACCGAAAACCAAUAACACAUUGGCACCCCUUGCUGGAGUUACCUGGCCGGGCAACCAGUUUUGAUAGUCAAGGAUCCUGUCCAUCUCCCAAACCACCUUCCACACCAUAAUGCCUCCAGAAUAAAGACCAUUUUAAUAAGGACCCAGGACCAUGUGCUCAUCAGAUCAGAAAAAGAGUGGAAGGUUUGAUUUCCUCAUUUAAAAUAUAUCCUGAUAAUGAACAAACUUGAUGUACAAUUUUUCAUUUGCUUUUUUUUUUUGUCCCUUCUUUAACUUUGGACAUCUUAAUAUGUUUUACUUGAAUACAAACAGUCCUUACUUUCAUAAGGCAUUUUAUUCUUCAUUUCAUAUACCUAUUAGCACAAAGGUGUUUUAAUAAGUUGCAAUUCUUUGCAUAAGAAAUACAUUCUUUUAAAAGAAUCCAUACUUAUCUAAAAUUAAAUAUAGUUUAUGCUGCUAUUGUAUAAAGUAGCACAUGUCACUUAUGUAUGGUUUUGAUUUUGUUACAAUGUUCAUCUCUAGUCGCACAGAUGGUUCCAUAUAGACUUUAAUGGAAAUUUUGAGCUUAAACAGCAUUAAAUCCUUAAACAAUCAAAUUAAUGUUACUUAUCUGAUCAUAUAUUCUUUCAUUCUCAGAAAAUUAGGUCCUUAGUGAGGUUUGGCUCUGCUAAACUCAAAAUUUUGUCUCUCAAGCUCAUUCUUUGAAGCAUACACGUAAAGCUGUAAUUUAAAGAACAAUUUUGAAUUAAACUUAAGGAGUAAUAUUUAGUAGCUGGAAAAUGGAGGUUGAGCCAUUUGGGCUACCAUUUUAUACUGUCUUAAUGUUACAGUGGUUCAAACAUCUGUUGAACUGUUUAACUGAUAUUUUCAAAAUUCUAAUAAUCUUUAUCUCAAAUGUAGCGUUAGUAUUCCUAAGUCAAUAGAAUGAGAAGUCAUUUAUUUUUUAAGUGUUUGUAAAGUUCUCAAGUACUGUGACCUGUAUAUUUUAUGACAUAAAGGUAUUACACAGAUCCUGUAUUUCUGAUAGAACAUACUACACCAAAGGUACAAUAAAAUGUCUGUGCUUAUUGUCAAUUAGAUUGUACAUAGUAAUGGUGACUUUUAAACCCAAUCAGAAACUAAUCACUAGAAUUGGGUAUUUUCCUAAAGAAUGGAUGACUUAUUUUUCAGAAAAUUCUAUACAUAUACCAUAAAUAACAUAACUUCCACAUUUAAUAGAAAUAAAAAUAAUUCUAAAGGCCCAGACCCACAAUCCUUUCAUGAAAGGUAUUUGCCUUCAUAAGGAUCAAGGAUCAGGCCAGGAGUUGUAAAAACUAUGCAAAUGUUUUUACAUGACAGAACUUUCUUUUAAAUCAGGUCAACUUUUUAUUGUCUCAUUUCUGGACCCUAUCUGAAGGUAUCCAUAUUGAAUGACCUCAACCGUAUUUUUGAGAUAUAUGCAAUGGAUAGUGCAUAUUUCAAAACUAUCUCAAGAUAGGAGGUUAAAAGAACAAAAAAGGCAAGAAAAAUCUGUAUUUAGAAUGUAAAAACACAUUAUCAGAAUGAGAAAAUUUUAUCAGUAGUUAUAAAAUUUUGAUUUUAGUAGAAUCCCUUAUUUCUACAUGUUAAAAAAAAAAUUUAAGCUGUGAAAUUUUGAUCAUGGCAUCUCUCAUCUGAUGGCAUUACUGUUAAUCAAGAUGUAAAUAUUUUACACAUUAACAUUUUAAAGGCAAACACAAUUCCCUAAAACUUUUCAAAAAUGCCUGUAUCUUCCUAACAAAAGAAAUUAUUUCUAGCUAAUAUUAGCUGAUAAAAAAUAACAGAAGGAACUUGUUUGAAAAUAAUUGUCUACCUUAUGAAGUUUAGAAGAACCAUUUGCUAUAGCAAUGACUAUAUACAGAAUGACUGAAGAUGAUCCUUCAAUUUUGGAAAUCUUUGUUUCACUAGGAAAUAAAAAUUGUCAAAUGGGAAGACAAGCGAUACUCAAUAAAAUAACAUUUUUGCUGACAGAUGUUUUAUUAGUAGAUAUAGCUGCAGCCUAUAACUAAUUAGCGACUGUAUUUCCUUAUAUCUCCUAUAAUAAUUAUUUUCAUCUGAAAACAUAUUUUAAAGGACUUUUUAUGCAUUCUUAGGAGCUCCUGCUUUUCUUUGCCUCCUAUGGAGAAAAAGCCAAUGCUUGUGAUGAAAACAACACAAACCAGCCAAACAGGAGACUUUACUAUGGGGAUUAUAGAUAAAAUCUGUUUUUAGGGUAGUUUUUAAAAACUGUUUCCUAGGGAUUAGAAUAAACCCAUCAUGCCAAGUAUUUGUUAAUCCUGUGAGACAGAUGAAAAGAAACUUUACCACAGCUCAUCUUUCAUGCAACGCAUGAGGGACGUUUACCCUCCUAUUCAUAAAGCGUGAUCAUUGAAAAUAAUACGUCUUGUUGCAAAAACAUAAUCCUACCACUUUCAACACAACACACCCUCAUUCUACACAGCCACACACCGAUUCAAACUGAUCCUCCUUCUGCUUGUAAUUGAAGAUGGAAUGUUUUGAAUUUCAGUAUUUAAAAUUAACAUUUUAAUGACAACGCUGACCCAUUAUGAAGUUGCAAUUUGGGUAUAUAAUGAACACCUAAUUUCAGGGACUUAUUCAGGGACUUGUCCAAUAUAAGUCUAGGAAAAGGGAGCAAGUGUUGAUUCAUUUUGUAACACUGAUCUUCUUUUUGGUUUUUAAUUUAAUUUAUUUUAUUUUAUUUACUUGUGUGUUUUACCUGAUUCUCUAAAUAAUCAGGGGAAUGAGGAAAUUGAAUAUGAAAGAACAUUAAUGUUUGUGGAGUCUACAGUCCUCUCACCAAAAUCUGAACGGACAAUGCUUUUUACACUAGUUUCUUAAUAUUUUUCAUGACAAUUUUAAUCUUCUUUGUAAGGCUAGCCCUGUUUCUGAUACUUUGUUUUACAUGUAAAAACUCAUGAUACGAAUGCAUUCACAGUUCAGUAAAAACUAUCAUUACGACUAUGUCAGGGAACCAGAGAUGGAACGCAGAGCCAAGCAUCCACUUUCUCAUGCAGUUUUGGCGAAUGUGCGUGUGUUCUAGUUACUGCAGGGAGAUCACAGUUGAUCAAAACUGACUCAGGUUUUAGAUAAAAGCAAAUAUAUUUGAACCUAUUUGGUUAUGAUACUUGUCAUUUCCACCUUGUUUAUUCUCCUAUAAUUUUCAUUAUUUUAAGAUUUUGCAGACUCAAUAAAGAACAAUCUCGUAAGACGUUACCUUAAUGAUGAGUUCCUUUAAAAAUGAAAAAAGCUAAACUUUCACUCCCUUCUCAACUUCUGCUGUCCAUAAAACAAAAUAUAACUUAUUUCAGAAUGGGUUAUCCAAAGAGCUGAAGGCUAUUGCAAACAAAGGGAUACAAAAUCUUAACUUUGAACACAUAGUCAUUUCUUUACCUCUUUAAGGAGCACUUGAUGUCAUCUAAGUGCAGUACGUAUAGUUUCAUGGAAUGGCAUUCCAUUUUUGCAACCUUAAUUGUGAUUAUUACCAGGUAACUUGACUACCUGAGAAUUAAGACAAAAAACAAAAUAGACUUGAUAAGGAUUUCAGGAAGUCAUUCAGCCUCCACUAAAUCUAAAGACAAUGUGGAGAUCUGUUUUAGUCACAACUUGUUCUUGCAGCAGCUCUGGUUAUCCUGAUGUACUUCAGUUGAUCUAAACUUUCAUAGAUUUUAGGCUAAGAAUUUAUUGCUGCCAAUAAGAGAUGAUGCAGAAGUAUGCAAAGUAAAGUAAUUUAAAGUUAAAAUCUACAUGGGGCACCUGGGUGGCUCAGUCAGUUAAGCAUCUGACUUCAGCUCAGGUCAUGAUCUCGUGGUUUGUGGGUUCAAGCCCCGUGUCGGGCUCUGUGCUGACAGCUCAGAGCCUGGUGCCUGCUUCGGAUUCUUUGUCUCCCUCUCUUUCUGCCCUUCUCCCACUCCUCUGUCUCUCAAAAAUAAAUAAAUGUUAAAAAAAAGUUUUAAGUUAAAAUCUAUGUAACUAAAUGGUAGUUAAACACAGAUGUUAAAGCACAUGGAAAUAAAGAUUUUGAAUGCAAAAUCAAAAUAUUCUUUGUACUUUUAACUUUUGGUGGAAUACAAAUCUUCUAAUACUGUCCAAAAAAAUUCAUGACACAGAAUUUUAAUAGUUCCUCAGUGACAUGGCUCAGGAUAUGAUUCAUCUGAACCUACUAAGACCCAUUCUUCAAAAGAAAAUAGUGAGUUUAUACUUUACAUAGGAAACAGAGCUGAUUAAACUAAAUUCUGUUUCCAAUGUAUUAGUGAUGCUCUUUAACGUAAGAAUUUUCUAUUUCAUUAAAAUGCUUUUCCUAUAUUAACUCAAUUUUAUGUUAAUUACAGUGAAUAAUAAUUUAAUAAAAGACGCAUUGAUAAUACUUGUCAUCCACCAUUAACAGUUAACCAAAAAGAUGUGUAUUUGAACAGUGGCAGUAAAGUAAUACUCAGCUCAAGUGUUUUCUCAUCAGAGUAAAAAGGUGUUUUUUUCAUUUUCACCCUGCUCAUCAUGAAGGUGGGUAACCAGGGUUUGAUUUGAUGGCAUGACAAUACCAUGGUAUAGAAACUUCAAAAAGAAAGAACUAAAUUAAGGACUGCAAUGAGGCUUAAGUUAUUGCAUGCAAACAUUUUGAAUACCAGAAAUGGUGUUUGAAAAAAUAAGUAGGUGUUUAAGAGAAAAGAUAGGCUUCUUUAUGCUUGAGAUGAUUUAAAUACCCUCCUACAAGGAGGAAUUGAUUAGAGUAAUUCUAUUUUUAUCUAUAUUGAAAUACUGGAAAUGACUAACUAUUGAUAGAUCUAUUGAUAGAUACAGAUGGCACUUGAUGUGGAAUUGUUUUCAUCUCCAACUGACAAUAAUUGCUUCUAAGCUCACCUGGGUAUAAGAACUCUCUCCGAAUAACAAACUAUGCCUGAUCUUAUGAAAGCGUAAAAAAAUAUGUCAUUUUCUUUAGCAAUUUUGUUGUGAUUUACAUCAACUGUGCACAGAAUCCCUAUUUACUGUACAGGGUGGUGGAUUUCAAUUAUUCAACUUCAUAUUUUUGUUCCCUCAAAAACAAUUUAAUGGAUAAUGAGGCAUAUUAUAAAAAUGAAUGAAAAAUUCUUAGAGAAGUAAGUCUCAAUGUUGGAAGGUUAAUACAGAUUUUUGUUUUUGUUAUAUAUUUCAAAAAUUUUUUUUUUAUUUUUUUUAUUUUCCCAGUCCAAACAUCAAUACAGAGUUUGGCUAUGAUUUUGCUAUAGAAUAAAAUUUGUGAACCAAAAACAACAGAACACUAUAAUCACUAAGGCUAGCUAAAGAAUCGUUCUUUAUAAAAAUUGAAUGAUUUAUUCUAUUUAUAUCUAUAUAGAUCAUUUUGUGGGUUUAUUCUUUUCCUUAAAAAGACAUUUUAAGCCUUCCACUUAUUUUUUUAGAUUUAUAUUCAAGUUAGUUAACAUACAGUGUAGUCUUAGCUUCAGGAGUAGAACCCAAUGGGGCACCUGGGUGGUUCAGUGGGUUAAGCAUCCAACUUUGGCUCAGGUCAUGAUCUCACAGUCUGGUCCGUGAGUUCAAGCCCUGCGUCAGGCUCUCUGCUGACAGCUCGGAGCCUGAAACCUGCUUUGGAUUUUGUGUCUCCCUCUCUCUCUACCCCUCCCUCCCCUUCUCUCUCUCCCAAAAAUAAAUAAACAUUAAAAAAAAAAGGUAUUUAAAAAAAGGAGUAAAACUCAGCAAUUCAUCUCUUACCUAACACCCAAUGCCCAUCCCGAAAAGUACCAUCCUUAAGGCCCGUUGCCCAUUUAACCCACCCUCCCCACCCACCCCUUAAGCUGCCCAUUUAAAAGACACAGGAAUCUCCAUUAGGAAUAGCUUCAUUAAUUCUAUCCCUAUAUAAGAAAGAAGCAGAUAAACCAACUUUAAUAUACAACACAUUUGCAUUUAUAGUUUUUUUUAUAAACAAAAAGUCCAACACAGUUCAUGUCAUUUGCAUCAACUUUUUACUGACCCUUCCACCUGAGAGAAGUGAUGGGGUUCAUCUGCAAAAUAUGGGUAAGUUAUGGAACACAGUGAGUGAGACUGUCUUUCAAAAUGAAGAAUUGAGAGGUCAAAAUAGAAAAGAACCAACUCACAUUUUAAAUGUGAUGAUUCCACUAAUGAAUAGUCCAAGAUAUUUGCCAAUUAUUCUCAACUGCCAGAAAACAUAAUUUCUUUUCAAUGCACACAUGAUAUUGAAUAAUUUAGAUCCAUCAUAUUUGAUCUUUUUUUGGUAUCCUUCAGUCAUUGUUCAUAAGGUGACUUUUUAACUGAAGUUUGUGAUGUAAUACGUAGCCAUUGUUCAAAUCAAUAUCUUUGACUUCUGCAUUAUAGAACAGAAAUUUUAAAAUCUUUUGAAAUUCGUGUUUCGGGUUUUUGUACAUGGUAACCAGCCAAUUGUGAAACUUGACUGCACAUAAUUGUAUUACUUAGAACAAAUGUUUUGCAACCACCUUUAAAAGAUGUUACACAUUUCAGUAUUUUUACAAUGUCUUCUUUAGAAUGUGUGAAUAUUUGUCAGGUUCAGAUGAAUUAUGUAACAAUGAAACCUCAAGCUGUUAUGAAGUGUACAGUUUAUGAUUACUUUUGUAAAAGAAAAUGGAAAAGCACUUGAAAUAUAAUUUUACUGUUUCCUAUGUAUUUUGAAAAAUAAAUAAAGUGAUUAUAAAUUA
This is a messenger RNA of Neofelis nebulosa (Clouded leopard), 8140 nucleotides long. It is a transcript of the gene SYT10, whose product is annotated as synaptotagmin 10. Gene Ontology annotation, molecular function: phosphatidylserine binding; calcium-dependent phospholipid binding; calcium ion binding. The transcript has 7 exons. The record is from RefSeq and is a predicted model, not a curated record. Gene Ontology annotation, biological process: cellular response to calcium ion; regulation of dopamine secretion; regulation of calcium ion-dependent exocytosis. The coding region runs from base 2 to 1573 and encodes 523 amino acids. NCBI's taxonomy places the organism in Eukaryota, Metazoa, Chordata, Mammalia, Carnivora, Felidae. Gene Ontology annotation, cellular component: membrane.